This is a messenger RNA of Ictalurus punctatus (channel catfish), 1729 nucleotides long. Its product is annotated as glycoprotein endo-alpha-1,2-mannosidase-like protein. Gene Ontology annotation, cellular component: Golgi apparatus. The record is from RefSeq and is a predicted model, not a curated record. Lineage: Eukaryota; Metazoa; Chordata; Actinopteri; Siluriformes; Ictaluridae. The transcript has 4 exons. Bases 1 to 1323 code for a protein of 440 amino acids. Gene Ontology annotation, molecular function: alpha-mannosidase activity.
AUGGCUCGACUACGGAGAAGAUCUUGCGUGCUUCUUUUUCUCUUCGCGCUCCUCGUGCUCGGGACUCUGAUGGGAUUAAGGACUCUGAAGCCGAGUGAUGGAUUCUCAGAUCGGGACCUUUUGCCCAUCAAGGGGGAGAAAGUUGACAGGCGCUCCGUUUUUAGCGACGUCCCGUCAUCGGCCGCUCAGGAACGCGUUGUAGCAAGUAAUGCAAAAGCAGCCGGCUCAAACCCGAGUCUGGACAGAGGCGUAUCCCACGACAUCCAUAUAUUUUACUACACCUGGUACGGGAACCCGCAGACGGAUGAGAGAUACUUGCAUUGGGACCACAUCCUGGUGCCACACUGGGACCCAAAAAUCGCAGCCAGUUAUCCCAAAGGAAGGCAUGUGCCCCCUGAGGACAUCGGCUCGAGUUUUUAUCCUGAACUGGGGCCGUACAGCUCCAGGGAUCCGGAAGUGCUGGAGUCUCACAUGGAGCAAAUUAGCACGGCAGGGGCAGGUGUGGUGGUGCUGUCCUGGUAUCCUCUGGGUUUGGCUGAUGAUCAUGGAGAGCCUUCUGAAGAUUUGGUUCCAUCAAUCCUGGAUGCUGCACUCAGGCACAAUUUAAAGGUGGCAUUUCAUAUCCAGGCAUAUAAAGGAAGGACUGAUCAUAGCUUACAUAACAACAUCAAAUACAUCAUCGACAGGUAUGGAGAUCAUGCGGCUUUUUACCGCUUCACCAUCAGCAAUGGAAAAGUGCUGCCUCUUUUCUAUAUCUACGACUCUUACCUGACUCCUACUGAGGCUUGGGCAGAGUUGCUAACCUCUACAGGCUCUCAUAGUCUGCGUGGAAGCCCAUAUGAUGGUGUUUUCAUUGCACUCAUUGUGGAUGAGAAACACAAGCAUGACAUCCUUGCUGGAGGAUUUGAUGGGAUGUAUACAUAUUUUGCUUCCAACGGAUUCUCCUAUGGCUCCUCUCAUCAAAACUGGAAGGGCCUCAAGGCCUUUUGUGAUGGCAACAACCUGCUCUUUGUGCCGAGUGUGGGCCCUGGCUAUAUUGACACCAGUAUACGGCCCUGGAACAACCACAACACUCGCAACAGAGUGAACGGCAGAUACUACGAAACUGUUCUGCAAGCAGCACUGAACGUGCAGCCUGAGAUCGUCUCCAUCACUUCCUUCAAUGAGUGGCAUGAGGGCACACAGAUUGAGAGGGCAGUACCUAAAAAGACAAUCAGGCGGGUAUAUCUGGACUACCAGCCACACGAGCCCGAUCUCUAUCUAGAACUAACCAGGACAUGGGUUGAGCAGUUUUGUAAAGAGAAAAAGCGAUGGCUUGUUUGACAUGGAGUUAAUUGGAAUAGUUUGGAACAGACCUGUUUGCUUUGGUGUAUUGCAGGAUGCUGUAUAUAGGCAUGAUAAAUGGGAGACUUCAAAAAUUUGUACCAGUCUCACAAGCUCAAUUUGCAUCUAGAACAGACGAAGAGAAGCCCUUCGUCUGCUAAUCUUCAUUAACUACAAUGCAGAAUGUCAAAGGAACAUAGUGACCCUUACAAUAAAGAGUGUGGCAAGAAGUGACAUCUCCAUGUUGCAACACAUAUUUAAAAGAAAUGGUCUUUUCAGAGAAUGUUCCAUACAUCAACAAUAUAUGUUCUGAACUUAACCAAGAUAAAAUUAUCUCUGCAGUAAUGCCCCUUCAUAAUUUGAAUGAAUAAAUGAACGAAUUAAUAAAUAAAUAAAUUGAUCUGCA